Messenger RNA from Onychomys torridus (southern grasshopper mouse), 2055 nucleotides. RefSeq names its product neuronal vesicle trafficking associated 2 (gene Nsg2). Lineage: Eukaryota; Metazoa; Chordata; Mammalia; Rodentia; Cricetidae. The record is from RefSeq and is a predicted model, not a curated record. Gene Ontology annotation, molecular function: clathrin light chain binding. Gene Ontology annotation, cellular component: membrane; endosome. The transcript has 5 exons. Gene Ontology annotation, biological process: G protein-coupled dopamine receptor signaling pathway; clathrin coat assembly; endosomal transport. Bases 202 to 717 code for a protein of 171 amino acids.
GCAGCUGCUGAGAUCUUCUCUGAGCGCUGGCGCCUCCUCGCUCUCAGAAGCUCCGGAUCCAGGCACGGGAGGGCUGCUUUUUCAGCGCCGCGAGCUCGGGCUGUGGAGGGAGGACUCCUGAUUGUCCUCCUCCUCUACAUAUUGGCUUGACUCUGCUCUGACCCCCACCAGUGCUGCACAGUCUGGAAAAAAAGCAGAAGUAUGGUGAAGCUGAACAGCAACCCAGGAGAGAAGGGGGCCAAGCCGCCUUCGGUGGAGGAUGGCUUCCAGACGGUUCCUCUCAUCACACCCUUGGAGGUUAAUCAUUUACAGCUGUCUGCUCCCGAGAAGGUUAUCGUGAAGACAAGAACAGAGUACCAGCCGGAACAGAGGAACAAAGGGAAGUUCCGGGUGCCGAAGAUUGCUGAAUUUACGGUCACCAUCCUUGUCGGCCUGGCCCUUGCUUUCCUCGCCUGCAUCGUGUUCCUGGUGGUUUACAAAGCCUUCACCUAUGACCACAGCUGUCCCGAGGGAUUUGUCUACAAGCACAAGCGCUGUAUCCCGGCCUCACUGGAUGCUUACUACUCAUCCCAGGACCCCAGUUCCAGGAGCCGCUUCUACACAGUCAUCAGCCACUACAGCGUGGCCAAGCAGAGCACUGCCCGGGCCAUCGGGCCGUGGCUGUCGGCCGCUGCCGUCAUCCACGAGCCCAAGCCACCCAAGACCCAGGGCCAUUAGAGGCCUGCCCCAGCCGGGAAGGGGGUGGGGGUGUAGAGGGGAACCCCCGACUGGCUAAGCAAAGCUGGAGCUACAAGACAACACUGUACUGCUGGGGUACGGGGUGGGGGCGGGGCAGGAUGGGGUCUGGGGAGAACUCCCCGAAAAUAUUGUGCACUGGAGUUGUCUGAAUCGAUCUUUCCUUUUGUCCUUUCGUAUUGUUGCUUCGUACCCAAGUCAGGCUCAUGUACAAAGGCAUGUUUCGUGUCGAUUGUUCCCAUGUAAGAUAUUUUCAAAGCCACCGCUUAUUCUUUGUUAGGAUAAUUUAGAGACAGAAAGGGGAGCCAGAGAACAAUGAAUAAAAAGCAUGAAGCGGGCUCUGUAUGGAAGACACAGCAGGGUGGUGAAGAGCACAGCCCCUCUGGGCUUCUUAGAUAAGGCACCGUGGCUUCAGUGUGGGUGUGGGCGGCCGAGUAUCUGUGUGGCAAAGGGUGGGCUGUUUGGUGUGCCGGUGGUCUGCAGGAGAGGAACACAGCAGGGCAGGGAAGGCUGAAUUGGAGAGAAAGGUGAUGCUGGCAUUUCUAAACCGGGAAUGCAUGCGUAGAGUACCACUCCGUGGUGAGUGUGCAGGGUGAGCACACAGGGGAGGCAUCGUGCUCAGCCCCGGGCAGCCCGUGGGACCUAGGCUCCGAAAGCUCACAGGCAGCAAACACAGACGUGGGUAGAUGUUGUCUUUCUUUUAUUUUUCCUAGGGGUAUCCCUAGACGCUUCCUGUGUUUUCAAGAAAAAGGAAGAGAGGGGACAAGGACAUGGGUCAGGCGGGUCGCCCUGGGCUUCUAGCAGAGGCACCCAGGUUUUACCUGCUUGCUCUUUCCCCAAAGUGCUCAUGACAGCAGCGGCAACAAUUGGAUCCUAGCCAGGAAAUCCAAGAGACAGCCGGGAGGAACCCCGAACAUUGGGCCUGCAGGGGUGGCAGGUCAUUUCUGGAAGAAGCUGGAGAAGGCCGCUGUCUUUGGUUUCCCCUGUUGUGUUGACAGAGGAUAGGCAUCCAAACUCCCCAGCCCAGUUCCAGAAGCACCUGAUUUGAGGGGGUGGGGGGACAUAGCCAGCAUCCUUAGGCUUCCUGUCCCAGGGCACUGUAGGGCAAGCUAUUGUGGGGGAGGGGGGCUCUUGCUUCUCAGGAGCAUUCCGGAAGGCCCUUUUCUGUGGAGGUGCUGGCUCUAGGCCCAAGAGGACCAGAACUGGCCAGGAGAAUUGUUCAUUUGACAUGUGUUACUGUUUCCCAAUGCCUCUCCAACAGGCCAUUUAAGGGUGUUUUUUUUUUUGUUUUGUUUUUUUGGGUUUUUUUUUUUUUUUUUU